This is a messenger RNA of Chinchilla lanigera (long-tailed chinchilla), 3368 nucleotides long. It is a transcript of the gene Capn7, whose product is annotated as calpain 7. Gene Ontology annotation, molecular function: calcium-dependent cysteine-type endopeptidase activity. NCBI's taxonomy places the organism in Eukaryota, Metazoa, Chordata, Mammalia, Rodentia, Chinchillidae. Gene Ontology annotation, biological process: proteolysis. The record is from RefSeq and is a predicted model, not a curated record.
GAAGCAGCACAAGCCUUAAUUUAUGCCGAGAUGGCAGGAUCCAGCCUAGAACGUAUUCAAGAAAAAAUAAAUGAGUAUCUGGAAAGAGUUCAAGCUCUGCAUUCUGCAGUUCAGUCAAAGAGUGCUGGUCCUUUGAAAUCAAAACAUCAGUUAGACUUGGAGCGUGCUCAUUUCCUUGUUACACAAGCUUUUGAUGAAGAUGAAAAACAGAAUGUUGAAGAAGCUAUAGAAUUGUAUACGGAAGCUGUGGAUCUCUGUCUGAAAACUUCUUCUGAAACUGCUGAUAAAACCCUGCAAAAUAAACUGAAACAGUUGGCUCGACAGGCCCUAGAUAGAGCAGAAGCAUUGAGUGAGCCUUUGACAAAGCCGUUCUACAAAAUCAAGUCAAAUAUUAAACCAAAACCACCUCCAGUGAAAACCCAUUUUCCAUUAGGAGCUAAUUCCUUCCCUGAAAAAUCUCAGCCAUUUGUAAGUCCACAGUCAUGCGAUGCACAAGGACAGAGGUACACAGCAGAAGAAAUAGAAGUGCUCAGGACAACAUCAAAAAUAAAUGGUAUAGAAUAUGUUCCUUUCAUGAGUGUUGAUUUGAGGGAACGCUUUGCUUAUCCAAUGCCUUUCUGUGAUAGAUUGGGCAAGCUACCAUUAUCACCUAAACAAAAAACAACAUUUUCCAAGUGGGUUCGACCAGAAGACCUCACCAGCAAUCCUACAAUGAUAUAUACUGUGUCCAGUUUUAGCAUAAAGCAGACAAUAGUAUCAGAUUGUUCCUUUGUGGCAUCAUUGGCUAUCAGUGCAGCUUAUGAGAGACGGUUUAAUAAAAAGCUGAUUACCAGCAUAAUUUAUCCUCAGAAUAAGGAUGGUGAGCCAGAGUACAAUCCCUGUGGAAAGUAUAUGGUAAAACUUCACCUCAAUGGAGUCCCGAGGAAGGUGAUAAUUGAUGACCAAUUACCUGUUGAUCAUAAGGGAGAAUUGCUGUGUUCUUACUCCAACAAUAAAAGUGAAUUAUGGGUGUCUCUCAUAGAAAAAGCAUACAUGAAGGUUAUGGGAGGUUAUGAUUUCCCAGGAUCCAAUUCGAAUAUUGAUCUUCAUGCACUGACUGGGUGGAUACCAGAAAGGAUUGCUAUGCAUUCAGAUAGCCAAACUUUCAGUAAGGAUAAUUCUUUCAGAAUGCUUUAUCAACGAUUUCACAAAGGGGACGUCCUCAUCACCGCAUCGACGGGAAUGAUGACUGAAGCUGAAGGGGAGAAGUGGGGCCUGGUUCCCACACAUGCGUAUGCUGUUCUGGAUAUUAGAGAGUUCAAGGGGCUGCGAUUUAUCCAGUUGAAAAAUCCUUGGAGCCAUUUACGUUGGAAAGGAAGAUACAGUGAAAAUGAUGUAAAAAACUGGACUCCAGAGUUGCAAAAACAUUUAAAUUUUGAUCCUCGAACAGCUCAGAAAAUAGAUAAUGGAAUAUUUUGGAUUUCAUGGGAUGAUCUCUGCCAGUAUUAUGAUGUGAUUUAUUUGAGCUGGAAUCCAGGUCUUUUUAAAGAAUCGACAUGUAUUCACAGUACUUGGGAUGCUAAGCAAGGACCUGUGAAAGAUGCCUAUAGUCUGGCCAACAACCCCCAGUACAAACUAGAGGUGCAGUGUCCACAAGGGGGUGCUGCAGUUUGGGUUUUGCUUAGUAGACACAUAACAGACAAGGAUGAUUUUGCAAACAAUCGAGAAUUUAUCACAAUGGUUGUAUACAAGACUGAUGGGAAAAAAGUGUAUUACCCAGCUGACCCGCCUCCGUACAUUGAUGGAAUUCGAAUUAACAGCCCGCAUUAUCUGACGAAGAUAAAACUGACCACGCCUGGGACCCACACCUUUACAUUAGUGGUUUCUCAGUAUGAAAAACAGAACACAAUCCACUACACGGUCCGGGUAUAUUCAGCAUGCAGCUUUACUUUUUCAAAGAUUCCUUCACCAUACACCUUAUCAAAACGGAUCAAUGGAAAGUGGAGUGGUCAGAGUGCUGGAGGAUGUGGAAACUUCCAGGAGACUCACAAAAAUAACCCCAUCUACCAAUUUCAUAUAGAAAAGGCGGGGCCUUUACUGAUUGAGCUAAGAGGACCAAGGCAAUACAGUGUUGGAUUUGAAGUUGUAACGGUUUCUUUGGCAGGAGACCCUGUUCCCCAUGGCUUUCAGAGGAAAUCUAGUGGUGAUUAUAGGUGUGGAUUUUGCUACCUGGAAUUAGAAAACAUACCAUCUGGGAUCUUUAAUAUCAUUCCCAGUACUUUUUUGCCUAAACAAGAAGGACCUUUUUUCUUGGACUUUAAUAGUGUUAUCCCCAUAAAGACAACACAACUUCAGUGACAGAGAAAUCUCAGCGAUAACUGGAGGUUGUACUUGCUAAGCAUCAACUCUUCAAUGAGGACACAAUCAUCAGGAAAAUAAAUACAACAAUCAGAACAGGAUUAAGUUUCAAAACGUGUUACAAUGGAACCUGGUGCUUGUCACGGAUUGGUAAGAACUGUAUGCAGUCAGAAUUAUCUUUGUCACCUAGAAGUACUGUUUACAUGGUUUUGUGUAUAGAGAGAGUUGGCUUGCGUUUAGGGGCCACUUGGUGUAAAAAUGCGUAUGAUUAGAAGUCAGACUCAGUCGUCACUGUGAGAUGCCUGGAGGCCAAGGCUGAGAUCAGAUGAGGGAUGUACACUCACUAAACAGAAAGGCAGACUAUUUUAAUAUUCCGAAAUAAUUAUGUUUCCUUUUUUUUUAGAAAGCAUGUUGUUAGUUAAAUCUGUGUUGAGUCCCUCUGUGUAUCUGGGGCAACUGAUUACCAAAUGAAUCAUGUCACUGUAAUUAGUGUUGCAUUAUUUAUGACUUUAAAUGUUUAUUGUUGCCCAGAUGUUAUAAAAGAAUAAAGCUUUAAGAAGUACCAAUUAGCUUAGCAUGAAGAUGCUCAGGCUUAAGAAUAAAGGUCGUGAGGUUAGAACCUGUCUCCCAUUGCAGCAUAGAGAAUUGAGGUAUAGUCAUGGUGGCAGUUUUUUUUAUCAGGUUGAUGAAAGUAGCAAUCUGAGGUAUUAAGGACGUUAUAGUUUAGUUCGUAUAGUCUUUUUAGUUACUCUGUAGUUCAGUGUUCUUGUGGUAACAAUGUUUUGAAGAAAUUGAAAAUUGAGUGUGUGGUUCUGGGUCACACGGCACUCAGAACAAGGGGGCUGCCAAGAACUGGCGUCGCGCACACUCCUAGCCGUUUACGUAAAAGCCCGUCCGCACAGAGUGCUUGGGGUUUGAAGGCCUGAAACUAGGGUGGGACUCUCCAUCGUCUCUACUUUAUAAUUAUCAAACCUCUUCUUUUGUAUUUCUGCUGCCUUUAAUGGAAAUAAAACGUUUAUACUGACGGAAAA